GGGGGCCAUCAUCUUUUCGUGGGCUGUAUUUUAUUUAGCAGACGUCGCGCCAAUUAUUCUUGAAUAAUGCUGUUUUCAAAAUAAUGCUGUUUGAACCGUGUAGGAAGCACAGGCGCUGGGAUCGGCUCCGCGGCUCCAGGACGGGAGCGUGAACCCGGACGACAGCCUCCAGGACGACGACGAUGAGGAGUAUGAAGAUGACGAUACUGAGGAGUACGAAUACGACGAGGAGGAGGACGAGGAUUCUUACGAGGAUCCCGAUGAGUUCGAGUACGAGGAUGGUGAGGGCGACGAUGACGAGGAGGAAAGUAGCGGUCUCCGGGACGCCGAGUACGAGGAGGAGGACUACGGCGAGGACGACGACGAUGAGCGCGAGGGGGCGGGCGACGGCGAGGUCCAGCCAAAGGAAAGGACGGCCGAGCCCGUAGAAGAGAAGGCCGAGGAGGCCGAAGAAAAGGUCAUCCAGGACGCCGUCGUGCGUGAACGGCGCGCCGAGGUGCGCAGUCUUAGCGACCUGCCCUUGUCCAAGCUGCUCCGCGUGCAGACAGAACUGCGCCGUCUCACCGGCCACUCGGCGCCCAAAGAUCAAUGCGACGGCCAGAAGAAACAAGACGGGCCAUCUCGCCGGUGGAUGUCGGGGGCCACCGCCGUGGAGAGGGGUGCGGCCGCGCCAACCAGCCCCAACGCGCAGCCCCUCAACUGGGGCGCCGCCACCUCGCCGACGGCCGGCAGGCGGAAAGGGACCCCAACCAGCACGCAGUCCCCAGUGCGCCGCCGUGGAGGCGGGGUAGGCGACCGCGGUGGCGGGGACCGGGGCGGCGGCUGGUCGUCGCACGAGGACUGGGAGGAAGAGGUGCACGAGGAGGAGGAGGACGAGGGCGGCUGGAUCAGCUGGAACAAGGGCCACAAGAAGAAGGGCAAGGGCGACAUUGGCUCCAUCUUUCACAUCUCCGUCACGUUCCUGGCCUUCCUCGCGUUCGGCGGCUACCUGCUGUGUCUCAUCAUGCAGGCCGUCAAGGGCAACGGUUACUACAACUACCCUGGGGCGCAAGGUGCGCUGCGGCCGGCGCCCAACGUCAUGAUGGUCAUGAUGCCGAACCGGGCCGUGACGCGGCGCCCGGGCAGGCCCACGGGGACGACGACGGGCAGGAGGAAGCGGGACGCGACCGACCAGCCUCCAGACGGGGGACAGCCAGCGUCCUGGAGGGACUGGGUGCCGUCAUUCGGCGAGGAGGACAUGCGGCUGCUGCCCGAGAUGGACGUGGACCGCAUGCACCGCGCCCUGCUCGUCGUGGCCGAGGGCUACGCCUCUUUCUACCACAAGAAGUACACCUCCGUGCAGCCGUAGGCAGCGCAGGUGCGCAUCACGCCCGACAACGC
Frankliniella occidentalis (western flower thrips) is the source of this 1380-nucleotide messenger RNA. RefSeq lists its product as uncharacterized. Lineage: Eukaryota; Metazoa; Arthropoda; Insecta; Thysanoptera; Thripidae. The transcript has 5 exons. The coding region runs from base 632 to 1348 and encodes 238 amino acids. The record is from RefSeq and is a predicted model, not a curated record.